Juglans regia (Persian walnut) is the source of this 348-nucleotide messenger RNA. RefSeq names its product 60S ribosomal protein L30-like. Bases 1 to 339 code for a protein of 112 amino acids. The transcript has a single exon. NCBI's taxonomy places the organism in Eukaryota, Viridiplantae, Streptophyta, Magnoliopsida, Fagales, Juglandaceae. The record is from RefSeq and is a predicted model, not a curated record. Gene Ontology annotation, cellular component: cytosolic large ribosomal subunit. Gene Ontology annotation, molecular function: structural constituent of ribosome; RNA binding.
AUGGUGACGGUGAAGAAGACGAAGAAGACCCAUGAGAGCAUCAACAACAAGCUUGCCCUCGUUAUGAAGAGCAACAAAUAUACUCUCGGUUACAAAACCAUCCUUCGCUCUCUUCGCAGCUCCAAAGGGAAGCUGAUCAUCCUCUCCGACAAUUGCCCCCCGCUACGCAAGUCCGAGAUUGAAUACUACGCAAUGCUUGCUAAGAUUGGCGUCCACCAUUACAAUGGAAACAAUGUUGAUCUGGGAACUACUUGUGGAAAGUAUUUUCGUGUGUUGUGCCUUAGCAUUGUUGAUCCAAGUGAUUCAGAUAUUAUCAAGUCGCUACUUGAAGAUCACUGAGAGAUGUUU